Opisthocomus hoazin is the source of this 15402-nucleotide messenger RNA. Lineage: Eukaryota; Metazoa; Chordata; Aves; Opisthocomiformes; Opisthocomidae. The record is from RefSeq and is a predicted model, not a curated record.
AUGUACUCCUUAACACAUCCUGAGCCUGAUACAAGCCACCAUCCCAGGCAACCAGGUAAGCCUCCAGAUCCAGGACUACCAAGCUUGAGUAAAAGCAGAACAGUAGAUGUGCUGAAGACAGAACAGCGGGCACCUGGACGGAGCCCUUCUUCUAUUAGUCUAAGGGAAUCAAAAUCCAGGACUGAUUUUAAAGAAGAUCAGAAGCCAAGUAUGAUGCCCAGUUUUCUCUCAGAAGCCAAUCCACUGAGUGCAGUCACUUCAGUUGUGAACAAAUUCAAUCCUUUUGAUUUGAUAUCAGAUUCAGAUGCAGCCCACGAAGAAGCGGGGAGGAAACAAAAAGUUACCCAGAAAGAGCAAGGGAAACCUGAGGAGCAGAGGGGCUUUGUGAAACAUCCAGCUCAACAACAGUCUCCAAAGACAGCCGUCAAGCAACAUGGACCUGCCAGACCUACCCCCCAGCAAACUGAGUCUUCCAGACCAGUGCCUCAGCAGCAGCAGCAGCCUGGGGAACCAAAGCAAGUUCAGAAACCAGGCCCUGGUCACCCGGCAGACUCUAAGCUGGAGCAAGGGAAGCAGCCACCCCAGCCGCGAGGACCACAAAGAUCUCAGCCCCAGCAGUCGGAACCAGCGAAGCCUGUUCAACAACCAGCUUCUGCAAAACCUUCAUUGGGCCCAACAAAACCAUUACCGCAGCAACCAGACAAUGCUAGAACAUCAUCCCAAGCACAACCUCCCACAAAACCAUCAUCGCAGCAACCAGGACCUGUAAAACAACCAUCUCAACAGCCGGCACGGCAGGGAGGUCCUGUGAAGCCAUCUUCCCAGCAAGCAGGGCCUUCAAAGCAGCCUUCUCAGCAGCCUGGACCUGAAAAGCCAUCUGCUCAGCAAACGGGACCUGCAAAACAACCUUCGCAGCCUGGACCUGGGAAGCCACCUCCACAGCAAACAGGGCUUGCAAAACAAGUGCCACCAAAACCAUCUGCUCAGGCUGCAGGAGUCAUGAAGCACCUGGAACAACAACCCGGACUUACAAAACCACCAGGCCAGCAACCAGUGCCUGAGAAACCCUCACAGCAAAAACAAGCUGGUUCAACCCAACCCGCCGAGUCUGCCCCGAAGAAAACCUUUUGUCCUCUUUGCACGACCACUGAACUGCUGCUGGACACUCCAGAGAAGGCCAAUUACAGCACGUGCACCCAGUGUCACACUGUAGUCUGCAGCCUGUGUGGAUUUAAUCCUAAUCCUCAUAUCACAGAGAUUAAGGAAUGGCUCUGUUUAAACUGCCAGAUGCAAAGAGCGUUGGGUGGUGACCUAGCACCAGGUCUCGGUCCCGGCCCACAGCCGCCUCCACCCAAGCCUCCCCCCAAGCAGAAGACCCCUGUUCCCCCUGCAGCAGCUAAAGCAUUGCCCCAGCCACAGCCAGUUCAGAAGAAAGAUGCUUCUCCAAAACCUGAUCCGUCGCAGCUCCCGGAAUUGAAGAAACCCCUGCCACAGAAAAAACAGCCGUCCUUGCCUGGCUCUCCACACAUAAAAUUGAAACAAGCCGGCGCUGAGCCUCCUGAGAUCUCCCAGCAUGUGGAUCCUACUCCAAGGUCAGACCAGGCCAAGCCAACACAGGCUGAAGACCAGCAGAAGCAGCCCAGGACGCCCCCGGCACCAGACACUCUGCCGGCCUCUGCAGCGCUGGGGCCGAAGCAGGACUCGGCAGGUCCCAGGCCUCCGCAGAAGGUGACAGAUUCCCCAAAGCCAGAGCCUUCCAAGCUGUCACAGGACACAUGUCCAGCUGGGGAUAAACCAGAUUCCAAGCCCCUGCCACAAGUGUCUCGGCAGAAGUCAGAUCCCAAGCUUGCGUCUCAGCCUGGGCCUAGACCAGAUGCUAAAGCUCAAAAGCCUGUCGAGCUCACACAAAUGAAAGAAGACCCGAAGAAGUUACAAACCAAGCCGGCCCCAAGGCCUGAUCCCAAAGCUGCUCCCAAGGGCCCACAGGCAGGGGCAGGGCCAGCCCCAGCUCUGCUGGCACCUCAGCCCCAGCCUUCUCAGAAAACUCCCGAGCAACCAAGGCGCUUCAGCCUGAAUCUGGGAGGCAUCACGGAUGCCCCUAAGCCUCAGCCCACAACACCACAGGAAACGGUUACUGGGAAACUCUUUGGAUUCGGAGCGUCAAUCUUCAGCCAGGCCUCCAGUUUAAUUUCUACCGCGGGUCAGCCGGGGUCUCAGGCCCGGCCGCCCCAUCAGCCAGCCCCCAGAGAGGCUGGCCAGGCUCAGGCUCCUCCAAAAGCUGUACCUGUAAAGAAAGAAGCCAAGCCUCUUAUGACUGAAAAAUCGGAGCCAUCCAAAGUGGAGAGUGUUUUAACGACUAAAGGAUCUGAUGUAGAAAAGAAACCUGGUUUGGUGAAAGACAGCAAGCCUCAGGCUGCUGAAGCUAAGAAACCUGCUGGGCUGUCAGAACCAGAGAGAGCCAGCCAGCCAAAAGUGUCUUGUCCCCUUUGUAAAACUGGACUAAAUGUUGGUUCUAAGGAUCCCCCCAACUUUAAUACGUGUACAGAGUGCAAGAAGGUUGUGUGCAAUCUCUGUGGAUUUAACCCAAUGCCGCACAUAGCUGAGGUACAGGAAUGGCUGUGCUUAAACUGCCAGACCCAAAGGGCAAUGUCUGGACAACUUGGGGAUAUGGGCAAGGUGCCACUUCCAAAAACAGGCCCUUCACAACCAGCAUCCAAACCACCUGCUGCUCCUCAGAAACAGCCAGUGCCUGCUGUCUCACAUUCCCCUCAGAAGACUUCCACGCCGCCUACUCCAGCAGCAGCAAAACCUAAAGAAGAACCAGGCGUUCAGAAGGAAGCUCCAAAACUUCAGCAGGUGAGACUGGAAAAAACAUUGUCAGCUGACAAAAUCCAACAGGGAAUUCAAAAAGAAGAUGCAAAACUGAUGCAGGGAAAACUUGUCAAGAUACCCUCAGCUGAUAAAAUCCAACGUGUUUCUCAGAAGGAAGACCCAAGACUCCAACAAACAAAACUGAUAAAGUCACCCUCAUCUGAUAAAAUUUUACAUGGAUUUCAGAAGGAGGAUGCAAAAUUUCAGGAAGCAAAACUGGCAAAAACAUCCUCAGCUGAUAAAAUUUUACAUGGAGAUCAGAAGGAAGACAUAAAACUUCAAGAGGCAAAAUUGGCAAAGAUGCCCUCAGCUGACAAAAUUUUACAUGGAAUUCAGAAAGAAGACCCAAAACUGCACCAGAUGAAAAUGGCAAAGGCGUUAUCAGCUGACAAAAUCCAACCUGCAGCUCAAAAGGAAGAUGCACAUCUUCAGGAGGUCAAAUUGUCUAAAGCAGUUUCAGUUGAUAAAAUCCAACAUGGAAUUCAGAAAGAUGAUCCAAAACUUCAACAUGAGAAAAUCAUGAAAGCUCCAUCAGUGGAGAAAAUCCAAAAGGAAGCUCAAAGAGAAGAAUCAAAACUUCAGCAAGGGAAACUGUCAGAGACACUUUCAGCAGGUAAAAUUCCUGCAACAAUAAGUUCAGAUCAAAAGAAACCCCUAAGCACAUUGGAAGAAGAUGAAAAGACUGUGCUCCCAGAAAAGAGCACACCAGUUCCAGAGGACAAAAAAGAACAAAUUACAGCUGAGGCUAAAGCCCACGUUGCUGAACAGAAAGCAGAAGCUGAAGCACCUUAUAAGGGACUGCAAGCCAAGAAGCAAGAGGACGUUAAGAAAGAGGGUUUGACAACCGGGAUUUCACAAAAGGUUUUGAAAGCUGAAAAAGCUCAGGAUGAAGAAAUUCCUGUUCAAGUAGCACCUUUGCCAAGAACUGACCAUGUAGAAGCAGUGAAAGGAAAAACAGAAAAGGAGGAUGACAAAUCAGACACAUCAAGCUCUCAGCAGCAGAAAAGUCCACAAGGUCUGAGUGACACCGGGUAUUCUUCUGAUGGGAUAUCAAGUUCACUUGGUGAAAUCCCAAGUCAUAUCCCCAGUGAUGAAAAGGAUUUACUCAGAGAAUCUAGUAAAAAAGACACUAUUUCACAAGAAAGUCCACCAAGCCCGUCAGAUCUAGCUAAAUUGGAAAGUACUGUACUGUCUAUUUUGGAAGCUCAAGCAAGUACACUUUCUGAUGAAAAAUCUGGAAAAAGCAAAGAGCUUUAUGAAACGUAUGGUGAACAGACAAAGGAUCAACAUAAAACAAAGCCUUUAUCAGUCACUCCAGAAUCUUACAGUUCAGAUGAGGAAGACUUAGAAGCUAUUCAAAUAGGUGAAGGAAUCACUGUGGAAGAUGGCAAAGGAAGUGCUUCCUCCCAGGCAGACUACAAGGAAGAAGAAGAAGAAGAAGAAGGAGAUGACAUACCAGCAAGAAGACAACGCUAUGAUUCUGUGGAAGACAGCAGUGAGAGUGAAAACUCACCUGUCCCAAGGAGAAAAAGAAGAGCUAGUGUUGGUUCUUCAAGCAGUGAUGAGUACAAACGAGAUGACAGUCAGGGAUCAGGUGAUGAGGAAGACUUCAUUAGAAAACAGAUUAUAGAGAUGAGUGCUGAUGAAGAUGCCUCAGGUUCUGAAGAUGAGGAAUUCAUAAGAAAUCAACUCGAAGAGAUCAGUGUACCUGAGAGCCAAAAGAAAGAUGAAGUGAAAAGUAAAGCCAAAGGAACAGCUGGAAAACAUAGAAGAAUGGCACGAAAAAGCAUUGCAGGCUAUGAUGAAGAUGCAGGAAGACGACAUUCAUGGCAUGAUGACGAUGAUGAGACUUUUGAUGAAAGCCCAGAGCCAAAAUACAGGGAAAGUAAAAGUCAAGAUGGUGAAGAACUUGCAGUAACUGGAGGAGGAGGUCUUCGGCGUUUCAAAACAAUAGAAUUGAAUAGUACAAUAACAAACAAAUAUUCUGAAACAUCUGAACAACAGAAAGGUAUUUUAUAUUUUGAUGAAGAGCCUGAGCUAGAGAUGGAGAGUCUUACAGAUUCACCAGAAGAUAGAUCUAGAGGAGAAGGGUCUUCUAGUUUACAUGCUUCUAGUUUCACACCAGGUACAUCUCCUACUUCAGUGUCAUCACUUGAUGAAGAUAGUGACAGCAGUCCUAGUCACAAAAAACUGGGAGGGGAGAGCAAACAACAGCGCAAAGCCAGGCAUCGGUCACAUGGUCCUCUUCUUCCAACUAUUGAAGAUUCUUCAGAAGAAGAAGAACUACGGGAAGAGGAAGAACUGCUAAAGGAACAAGAGAAACAGCGUGAAUUAGAACAGCAACAAAGAAAAAGUUCUAGCAAAAAAUCUAAAAAGGACAAGGAUGAACUAAGAGCUCAGAGAAGAAGGGAACGUCCAAAGACUCCACCAAGUAAUCUUUCUCCCAUUGAAGAUGCAUCUCCAACAGAAGAAUUACGACAGGCAGCAGAAAUGGAAGAGCUGCACAGAUCUUCCUGUUCUGAAUAUUCACCUAGUAUUGAGUCAGAUCCUGAAGGUUUUGAAAUCAGCCCAGAAAAAAUAAUAGAAGUACAAAAAGUUUACAAAUUGCCUACUGCUGUCUCUCUGUACUCACCAACAGAUGAACAACCGAUUGGACUCCCGAAAGAAGAAGGUGGUCAGAAGACAUUAAAAAGUGCCGAAGAGGUAUAUGAGGAGAUGAUGCAUAAGACCCAUAAAUCCAAGCCAUUUCAAAUUGCGAAUGAAAAAGAUGAAGUAUUUGAAAAAGAGUCUUUAUAUGGUGGAAUGCUAAUAGAGGAUUAUAUUUAUGAAUCUUUAGUAGAGGAUACUUACAAUGGAACUAUUGAUACUAGUCUUGUAAUGAGACAAGAUGAGAGCAGUGAAUACAUACAACAGAGAGGAAAAGAUAAAAAAAUAAGAGCUUCAGAACAGAUCUAUGAAGAACCGCAGAAAAUUAGUGAUCUACAGAAAGACUACUAUAGUGUUGAGACUUUACAUUCUAUUGUGCCUCAAGAAGAUAUUGUUUCUAGUUCUUACAUUAUCCCGGAAAGUCAUGAAAUAGUUGUAUUAGAUAGCACAGUAACUUCCACCACUGAGGAAAAGCAGUUGUUAGAUGCAGAAGCUGCUUAUGAAGAGCUUAUGAAAAGACAGAGAAUGCAGCUAACCCCUGGGUCCAGUCCAACACAACCAACUUCAGGUUUCAGUCCCACGUCUGAUACAAAGGUAUCUAGUGUUGGAGAAAUAGUGGAUAGCACAUCUUUAACAUCAAGCACUACUUCAGCAAUCUCAGAUGUGUCACCUGCCAGUAGCACAGCACUUUCUAUUCCGGAUGUUAAAAUAACACAGCAUUUUACAGCAGAGGAAAUUGAAGAUGAAUACUUAACAGAUUAUGCCAGAGAAAUUCAAGAAAUAAUUUCUCAUGAAACAUCAAUGUUGACAUACUCUGAGACAUCAGAAGGUGCUCCAUCAGUUUUACCUUCUGAUACAGCUUCCUUAACAUCAUCUACAUCUUCAGUUUGUACCACAGAUAGUUCAUCACCCAUAGACAGUGCAACCACAGGUUACGUAGAUACAGCAGAUGCUGUAAGCAAACUAACAGGUUCUGAAGGUGUCAGGAUAAUAACCCAAGUUCCCUUAACAUCUACAAAAGAGUACUCUGAAGUGAGCAUGCCUUUUGAAUCUGUUGCAGAAGCCUCUAAAAAGCCAUCUAUAGCAUCAGAUAUGGGAAGUGUGGAUCAAGCUGCAGUUUGUGUGCCUGAAACUGCACCUUCAGUAGUGGCAACUACAGUUAUAAAACCCAAGCAAUAUGCAACUGAUACCAUUCCCUUUGAUAUCUCCAAAGCAGAAAAGGAAGCAGCUAGAAAAAUGAAAAGUACAGUAGAGGCUGGCGUUUUCAAAAUUCAUCAUGAAGAUCCACACAAGGAAUUGGGUUUUGAUAUGACAAGGAUUAGUUUGACUAGUGCUACGUCUGAGCAACCACCUGUCUGUAUAGCAUCAGUACCAGUUACAGAGCCUGCAUCAGAAACAUCUUCUGUACCUACUCCCAGUGUUGUAAGUAAGACCAGCAUGGUCUCUGUGCCUUCCUCAGCUCCUGUUGUAACAUCCAAAGUAUUCUCGCUUUUUAGAAGCUCUUCUUUGGAUUCUCCUGCACAACCUUCUCCACCCCCGCCGCCUCCUCCUCCACCACCUCCUCCACCACCAUUACCUCCACCUAUUUUACCCAAGCCAGCCAUUUAUCCCAAAAAGAAGUCACAGAUUAAGACUCCAGCAGCAACAGCUCCCACAGUGGUACCUGCAGUCAGAAGUGUUACAACACUAGAGUCCACAGCUGUGUUAAAGAAUCAUGUGUUACCUAUCACAAAAACAUACACCCCAACACCACCUCCCGUGCCACCCAAACCAUCCUCCAUUCCAGCAGGGCUUGUUUUCAGCCAUAGGCCUGCUGAAAUAACUAAACCUCCAAUUGCUCCUAAACCAGCAGUCCCUCCACUUCCAAUAACUGUUCAUAGGCCAGCAGAAACACCGCCCAAACCAAUAGGUUUGUCAUUGACUUCAAGUAUGACUCUGAAUUUGGUCUCUGCAGCUGAAUACAAAAUAGCGUCUCCUACUUCCCCUUUGUCUCCACACUCUAACAAAUCUUCACCAAGGUUGACAAAACCCUCACAGGAAACUUAUGUUGUCAUCACAUUGCCAUCUGAACCUGGAACUCCCACAGAAGCUAUAACUAGUCAAGCUGUUACCAGCUGGCCUUUAGAAGCACCUUGUAAAGAACAGAUUCCCCAGUCUAUGCAACCAAUUUUUACUCCAUCCAUGAAAAGUAUGGAAAUUCAAAGUAUGGCAGAUCAAAGUAUAUAUAUGUCAGGUGCUUUGCAAACUAUUCCUGUCACAGCACUAUCAACUUUUGAAAAAAUACCUAGUUCAAAAUCAGAAGUAGUAACAACAGAGGUAACCACGACCACGGUGUCUGUGAUUAAGGGUGCAGUGCCUGGUUGUGGCUUAGGCAGCGUCGCUAUUACUAUACCUCCAGAGCCACUACACGUAAUAGAUCAGCCCAGGUAUAGAGAGAAUGGAAGAUUCCAUCCUUUGGGUGAUGUCAUAGAUCUUCGCACUUUAACUAAGAUGGAUAUUGAAAUGAGAGACAGCUGUAUGGAUCUGUCUGCUGUUUCCAUGGACGUGAGAAGGCAAAUGCCAGCAAGUGAUACAUGUGGGCGGCCAGUAAGUACUGUCCAGCCAGCUAUAAUAAAUCUUAGCACUGCGUGUGUUGCAGAUCCUUCUCUGUCUGUAGUCACCGAGACAGUAACUGUAAUGACCUGCACUGCCACUGUAAGCUACACCACCAGUACCGACAGCCUUGUGGAUCUGGGACAUGCAAUGACAACGCCACUUCAGCUAACAACAUCAAAACAUUUUGAGCCUGCAUACAGAGUAACAGGCAGCCAGGCAUUCUCUGCAGGGAGAGACGAAGUGCCAAUUAAUUUAUCCCUAGGUACUACUACAAAGCCUGUUACUGUACCACCUGUUGGUGUUACAAAUGGUUGGACUGAUCUCUCCACUUCCCAGGAGCCAAUGGAGAGUGGAGCAGUUGACCUUAGCACUACAAAAUCUCACAGAACAGUAGUAACAAUGGAUGAAACUACUUCAGGGAUGUUAACAAGAGUAAUAGAAGAUGAUGAAAAGCCUGUGGAUCUGACUGCGGGGAGAAGAGCUGUUUGCUGUGAUGUGGUUUAUAAAUUGCCAUUUGGUAGGAGCUGUACAGCACAGCAGCCACCAACUACACUUCCUGAAGAUCGCUUUGGUUACAGAGAUGACCACUACCAGUAUGAUCGUUCUGGGUCGUACGGCUACCGAGGAAUGGGAGGUAUGAAACCAUCUAUGUCUGACACAAAUUUAUCGGAAGCUGGACUGUUUGCAUACAAAAGCAAGAAUAGCUUUGAUUAUCGAGUUGAGGCAACUGAUGCAGCAGUAGAUCUGACUUCUGGAAGAAUUACUACAGGUGAGGUUAUGGAUUACUCAAGCAAGACCACUGGUCCUUAUCCAGAGACUCGGCAGGUGAUUUCUGGCAUCGGGCUCAGUACACCACAGUAUUCCCAAGAAAGAAUGGUAUCAUCUCUGGGUUCCCAGUUUGGUGUUGGAAGUGUUUUAAGAUCAUCCAAUGGUGUUGUUUAUUCUUCAGUAGCGACUCCAAUCCCAUCCACAUUUGCCAUUACCACACAACCUGGUUCAAUUUUCAGUACAACAGUCAGAGAUUUACCUGUUCUCCAAACAAUUGACUCAGUGCCCUCUUUGUCAACUUUGCAACAGAAUCAACCACUGCCAAGAUCAUACAGUUUCUUGACAACAGUGGCAGCUGAAAAAGAUAGUGCAAUUACUGCCAUUGAUGUAGAGACAGGGUUACCACCUCUUGCUAUAGAAACUACUGCCACUGAGCCAACCAACUUGAUACCUGCUUUAACUACAGCAUCUGAGGUUUAUACAGAUGUAAUUGAAGAUGAAGUUGCCCUUCUCAUUGCCCCUGAAGAAGGCAAACAGCAGCAGCUUGAUUUGGAGCGUGAACUUCUUGAGAUUGAGAAAAUCAAGCAGCAGCGCUUUGCAGAAGAACUGGAAUGGGAACGUCAGGAAAUUCAAAGAUUUAGGGAACAAGAAAAGUUUAUGGUGCAAAAAAAGCUUGAGGAAUUGCAAUCCAUGAAACAUCAUCUCUUAUUUCAGCAAGAGGAGGAACGACAAGCUCAGUUUAUGAUGAGGCAAGAGACAUUAGCCCAGCAACAGUUGCAGCUUGAACAAUUCCAACAACUGCAACAGCAGCUCCACCAACAGUUAGAAGAGCAAAAAAUUCGUCAAAUAUAUCAGUAUGGUUAUGACCCUUCAGGAACUGGCUCGCCACAAACUACCACAGAUCAAACACUUUUGGAAGGACAGUAUGCAACCACAGAAAAUGGCCAUUUUUGGCCUACUGAUGAUGCAACCACUACAGCUUCAGGAGUGCUGGGUAUUGAAAUUCCACAAAACCAAACAUGGUAUACAGUUCAGUCUGAUGCCAUUACCCAAUACAUACCUAGGUCUGGUAUCCUAAGCUCUGUUUCAGAAAUGUCUCUUAAGGAUAUUGAUGUUAGAGAGGAGAAGCAGUUGAAAAAGAGAAGUUCUAUGCCAAAAUUACGUGGUCCAUACGAGGAGCUUGAGGAGACCCUGGAAGAAGAGCCCCGGUGCUUCAAAAAGAUAGUGGACAGUGGAGUUCAAACUGAUGAUGAAGACGGAGCAGACAGAGGUUACACAAACAGAAGACGGAGAACUAAGAAGAGUGUUGAUACAAGUGUUCAGACAGAUGAUGAAGAUCAAGAUGAAUGGGAUCUUUCUAGCAGAUCCAGAAGGAAACCUCGUGUGGGGAAAUACAGUGAGAGUACAUCUGAGACAGACAAAGCUAAACAAUUCUCCAAAGUGUCUAGUAUUGCAGUUCAGACAGUGGCAGAGAUUUCAGUACAAACAGAACCUGUAGGAACAAUAAGAACACCUUCCAUCAGGGCCCGAUUAGAUGCUAAGGUGGAAAUCGUAAAGCACAUUUCAGCUCCAGAAAAGACAUAUAAAGGAGAAAGUUUGGGAUGUCAAACAGAAACAGAGUCAGAUACUCAAAGUCCUCAAUAUCUGUCAGCUUCAUCUCCUCAGAAAGAUAAAAAACGCCCAACACCUUUAGAGAUAGGAUACUCAUCCCACCUUCGUCCAGGCUCCACACUGCAGGUAGUCCCUUCCCCUCCCAAAUCUCCCAAAGUUCUCUAUUCACCCAUUUCACCUGUUUCACCAAGCAAAGUUAUAGAAUCAGCAUUUGUACCCUAUGAAAAACCCAUCACUGAUGACAUCAGCCCUCAGAAGAUGCUGCAUGCUGACAUUGCCAAGGUUCCUCCAUCAAGCCCAAAGGCAGCAAAGAUGAUGCAACGCUCUAUGUCUGAUCCUAAGCCCCUGAGUCCCACAGCAGAAGACAGUUCCAGAGCUCAGUUUCAGUACACUGAGGGUUUCAUGACAAAAGGUUCUUCAAGCAUAACUCCAUCCGGCACUCAAAAGAAGGUGAAGAGGACUCUGCCCAAUCCACCUCCAGAGGAAACAACGGCAGGAACUCAGUCAUCAUAUACUUCUGUGGGAUCAGUUUCACGCAGAAGGAUUUGUAGGACCAACACUAUGGCCAGAGCCAAAAUUCUUCAGGAUAUAGACAGGGAAUUGGAUCUGGUUGAACGUGAAUCAGCCAAACUUAGGAAGAAGCAAGCAGAGCUAGAUGAGGAGGAAAAAGAAAUAGAUGCCAAGCUGAGAUACUUGGAAAUGGGCAUUAAUAGGAGGAAAGAAGCCUUAUUAAAAGAAAGAGAAAAGAGAGAGCGUGCCUAUCUCCAAGGAGUAGCAGAAGAACGUGAUUAUAUGUCAGACAGUGAAGUUAAUAAUACCAGGUCAACCAGAAUAGAAACUCAACACGGCUUGGAAAGACCACGUACUGCACCCCAAACAGAAUUUAACCAGUUUAUGCCACCACAAACCCAGCCAGAAACACAGUUUGCCCCUGCUACAAGCCCAUAUGCUCAAUAUCAGUAUUCAUCUCCUGCUCUGCCUACUCAAGCACCAACUCAGUUCACACAGCAGUCACAUUACCAACAACAGCAGCCUUUGUAUCACCAGCAGGUUUCACCCUAUCAGACCCAGUCAACUUUCCAAACAGGAGCUACUAUGUCCUUUACUCCACAGGCUCAACCUUCACCCUCUCAACAGCCAUCAUACCAACUCCCAUCACAGAUGAUGGUGAUACAGCCAAAGCCAAGACAAACUACAUUAUAUUUGGAGCCUAAGAUCACAACAAACUAUGAUGUAAUUCGCAAUCAGCCUCUCAUGAUAGCACCAGUUUCAACUGACAAUAAUUAUGCAGUUUCCCAGCUGGGCAGUAAAUACUCUACCUUGGACUUAAGGAUAGGACUAGAUGAGAGAAACAGCAUAGCAAGCAGUCCUAUAUCAAGCAUAUCUGCAGAUUCAUUCUAUGCAGAUAUAGACCACCACAAUACACCCCGAAAUUACGUGCUGAUUGAUGAUAUAGGAGAACUUACUAAAGGAACAGGAGCACUUGGUUCCAGUUUUAGCCUCCAUGAGAAAGAUCUGACCAAAACAGAUCGACUGCUUCGCACAACUGAGGCCAGGAGAGCACAAGAAGUGUCAGACUUCCUAGCACCACUGCAGACUUCUUCUAGGUUACAUUCUUAUGUUAAAGCUGAUGAAGACCCAAUGGAGGACCCUUAUGAGCUCAAACUUCUAAAACACCAGAUAAAACAAGAGUUCCGUAGAGGUGCAGAAAGUCUGGAUCAUCUGGCUGGCCUGUCACAGUAUUACCAUGCAGAGGGCAGCUACAGGCAUUUUCCAAGAUCUGAGAAAUAUAGCAUAGGUAGGCUUACUCUUGAGAAACAGGCUGCUAAGCAGCUCCCAGCAGCCCUCCUUUACCAGAAGCAGUCAAAACACAAGAAAGCUUUGAUAGACCCCAAACUAACAAAGUUUUCACCUAUCCAAGAAAGCAGAGACCUUGAGCCUGACUAUUCAAGCUAUAUGACUUCUAGCACUUCAACACUUGGGGGAAUUACUACUAGGGCAAGGCUUCUUCAGGAUGAUAUCACUUUUGGCCUUAGAAAAAACAUCACUGACCAACAGAAAUACAUGGGGCAGCCACUGACUUCGUCCAUUGGAGCAGGCCUUGGGACUGCACUAGUUCCAACAAUGAGAUCCACAUUACAAGAUGAAGCAGACAAGUCUUAUAGCAGUGGUAGUAGAUCUAGGCCCUCAUCUAGACCAUCCUCAGUUUACGGGCUUGAUUUGUCAUUGAAAAGGGAUUCUUCCAGUUCUUCUUUAAGACUGAAAGCCCAAGAAUCUGAACCCUUAGAUGUUUCCUUUAGCCAUGCAGCACCUUCUGGAAGAACUAAACCCACUAGUUUACCUAUUAGCCAAAGCAGGGGGAGGAUCCCAAUAGUAGCACAGAACUCAGAGGAAGAGAGCCCACUAAGUCCUGUUGGCCAGCCGAUGGGAAUGGCAAGAGCAGCAGCUGGACCCUUGCCACCAAUAUCUGCAGAUACCAGGGACCAGUUUGGAUCAAGCCAUUCGUUACCUGAGGUCCAGCAACAUAUGAGGGAGGAGUCACGGACUCGAGGCUAUGAUCGAGAUAUAGCCUUCAUCAUGGAUGACUUCCAACAUGCCAUGUCAGACAGUGAAGCCUAUCAUCUCCGUCGUGAAGAAACAGAUUGGUUUGACAAGCCCAGGGAGUCUCGUUUGGAGAAUGGACAUGGCCUCGACAGAAGGCUGCCAGAGAAGUUGUCCCACUCUCGACCACCAAGUCAACACCAAGAUCAAAUAAAUGGGAAGCCCCUGCAGUACAUUUUCCCUCAUGCAAGGCUCAAACUACUGAGAGAUCCAAAGGAUCACACUGUUUCAGGCAAUGGACUGGGAAUCCGAGUUGUAGGAGGGAAAGAAAUUCCAGGAAGCAGUGGGGAAACUGGAGCUUACAUUGCCAAGAUCUUGCCUGGGGGCAAUGCAGAGCAGACAGGGAAGCUGAUAGAAGGAAUGCAGGUGCUGGAAUGGAAUGGCAUCCCCUUGACUGGGAAAACUUACGAAGAAGUCCAGAGCAUUAUUGUUCAACAGAGUGGGGAAGCAGAAAUAUGUGUAAGACUGGACCUGAACAUGCUCUCAGACUCUGAGAAUCCCCAGCACCUGGAGCUGCACGAGCCAGUAAGGGCAGAUAAAGCGAAGUCCCCAGGGGUUGAUCCCAAGCAGCUGGCUGCAGAGCUCCAAAAGGUUUCACUACAGCAGUCGCCUCUGGUUGCUUCCUCAGGAGUGGAAAAGGGAUCUCAUGUUCACUCUGGAACCACUUCUGCCACCUCCAGUGCUGCUCCCAGCCCUGGUCAGCCUGGUUCUCCUUCAGUGAGCAAAAAGCGGCACAGCAGCAAGCCCACUGAAACUACAAAGUCUGCUUCCCAUCCAGUCACUGGAGAAAUUCAGCUUCAAAUCAACUAUGACAAACACCUUGGCAAUCUUAUCAUCCACAUCCUUCAGGCAAGAAACCUUGUUCCCAGAGACAACAAUGGCUAUUCUGACCCCUUUGUUAAAGUUUAUCUUCUUCCAGGGAGAGGACAAGUUAUGGUUGUCCAAAAUGCAAGCGCUGAGUACAAGCGGAGAACUAAGUAUGUACAGAAAAGCUUGAAUCCUGAGUGGAAUCAGACGGUCAUUUAUAAAAAUAUCUCUGUGGAGCAGCUGAAAAAGAAAACACUGGAAGUGACUGUCUGGGACUAUGAUAGAUUCUCCUCGAAUGACUUCCUUGGUGAAGUAUUGAUUGAGUUAUCCAGUGUCUCUCAGCUUGACAACGUUCCGCGGUGGUACCCACUGAAGGAACAGAGUGAAAACAUUGAUCAUGGGAAGUCUCAUUCUGGACAGAGCAGCCAGCAAUCUCCAAAACCAUCUGUCAUAAAGAGCAGAAGUCAUGGAAUUUUCCCAGACCCCUCCAAGGACAUGCAGGUGCCCACUAUUGAGAAAUCCCACAGCAGUCCAGGGAGCUCCAAAUCUUCCUCUGAAGGACAUCUACGCUCUCACGGUCCAUCUCGCAGCCAAAGCAAAACCAGCGUCACUCAAACUCACCUUGAAGACGCUGGGGCAGCCAUCGCCGCUGCUGAAGCAGCUGUCCAACAGCUUCGCCUUCAACCAACAGCACAUAAAAGCGGUCAGUCUAAUCAUGCCAGGAAGCAGCACAGACACAGCAUAGCAGGAGUCCUCCCUAUUCAAAGAACUCAGUCUGACAAUCUGCCUCCACCAGCCAAUGACAACAAAGACCAAAGCCAACUAGCCCUCAGGAAAGUGAUGUCUGACGGACCAGUCAAGCCUGAAGGAGCAAGGUCUACUAAUCAUCGACCUGCAGAAAGUUCUGUCUCCACUGGCUCGUCAGCCAGUAGUUUUGGCAGUGGAUACAGCAUGGAUAGCGAAGGCAGCAGCAGUGCCACAGGAGAGAAUAAUCUGUUUCCCAUCCCAAGAAUAGGGAAGAUGAGCCAGAGUGGACAAGAACCAGUAAAGCAGUCGGGAGUAGGAUUAACCGAUGCAGAAGGUAAAACACAGGUUAUGGGUGAAAUCAAGAUUGCAUUAAAGAAGGAAAUGAAGACAGAUGGAGAACAGUUGAUAGUAGAAAUCCUUCAGUGCAGAAAUAUCACUUACAAAUUUAAAUCUCCAGAUCAUCUACCAGACCUGUAUGUGAAGCUGUACGUUGUCAAUAUCUCUACCCAAAAGAGAGUAAUUAAGAAGAAAACCAGGGUGUGCAGGCAUGACCGAGAGCCUUCGUUCAAUGAAACAUUUAGAUUUAGCUUGAGUCCUGCUGGGCAUUCUCUUCAGAUUCUACUUGUCUCCAAUGGAGGGAAGUUUAUGAAAAAGACACUGAUUGGUGAAGCUUAUAUCUGGCUUGACAAAGUGGAUCUAAGGAAAAGAAUAGUAAACUGGCACAAACUGUUGGUCAGCUCCACACAAACACACUGA